Molecule: messenger RNA, 2836 nt
Organism: Meleagris gallopavo (turkey)
Lineage: Eukaryota; Metazoa; Chordata; Aves; Galliformes; Phasianidae
Gene: PAQR3
Product: progestin and adipoQ receptor family member 3
Cellular component (GO): membrane
Molecular function (GO): signaling receptor activity
Source: RefSeq, a predicted model, not a curated record
GAGCCGAUGCGGGGCGGGCAGGAUGCAGCAGAAGCUGCUGCGCAGCGCGCACUACAUCGAGCUGGGCGGCUACCAGUACUGGCCCGUGCUGCUGCCGCGCGGCAUCCGUCUGUACACCUACGAGCAGAUCCCCGUCUUCCUGAGGGACAACCCCUACAUCACCGACGGCUACCGCGCCUACCUGCCCUCGCGCCUCUGCCUCCGCAGCCUCUUUAUCCUCUCCAACGAGAGCGUCAACAUCUGGAGCCACCUGCUGGGCUUCCUGCUCUUCUUCACGCUGGGAAUCCGCGACCUGACCGUCGUGCUGCCCGCCGCUCGCGCCUCCCGCGAGGACUUCGUCAUCUGCGCCGUCUGCCUCUUCUGCUUCCAGGUCUGUAUGCUUUGCUCAGUAGGAUAUCAUCUCUUCUGUUGUCAUCGCUCAGAGAAGACCAGCCGACGAUGGAUGGCAUUAGAUUACGCAGGAAUUUCCAUUGGUAUCCUAGGCUGCUAUGUAUCAGGCGUGUUUUAUGCAUUUUAUUGUAGUAAAUACUGGCGUCAGGUGUACUUAAUCACUGUGCUGGCAAUGAUCUUGGCAGUAUUUUUUGUUCAGAUUCAUCCCAAUUACCUCACGCAGCAGUGGCGCAGGCUGCGCUCCAUCAUCUUUUGCUCAGUGUCUGGAUAUGGCAUUAUUCCUACUAUCCACUGGGUUUCACUCAACGGUGGCAUUGGUGCAGCUAUUGUUCAGGAGUUUGCUCCACGUGUGGUUGUCAUGUAUUUCAUUGCUGCAGUAGCAUUUCUCUUCUAUAUUUCCAAAGUUCCAGAAAGGUACUUUCCAGGACAGCUCAACUACCUCGGCUCUAGUCACCAAAUAUGGCACAUCCUUGCAGUAGUGAUGUUGUACUGGUGGCACCAGUCUGCAGUGUACAUCAUGCAGUACCGACACAGCAAGCCCUGUCCUGAGCAUAGUGUGGACUUGUGAAGAGGCACUGCAAUGAAACUUCUGACUACGGGAGUCUGAACCUUACAAAUAUGCAGAACUAUGAAAGUAAGCCCUAAGGCAGUUCCUUCCCAACUUCUGGACUGUUACCCUACUCACUGAGAUGAUACAUUAACAGGAAUGCUGGAGAAAAAAGGAGCAUUGCCUAGAUCUCAGUACAACAUCUGAAGAUCUCUUGAACACCUCCACGGUCAGUGACUCCACCACCUCCCUUGGCAGCCCAUUCCAGCACCUGACCACUGUCUCAGAGAAGUAUUUCCUAACGUCCAACUUGAAUCUCCCCUGGCACAACUUGAGGCCAUUCUCUCUGAGACCUGAAAUUCAUUUCCUUCUUGUCAUUUUCUGCUCUGCAAUCAAGUACAAAGCAGGUCUUUCUUAGAGUGGAACAACAAAAAGGUGGGCUGUAGAACUAAGCAUUUGGAGCACUGCAUCAUUCUCCUGCUUUGUAAAUACAAACAACAGAAUUGCAUACCACUGCUUAAGCUAGCAGACCCAUACGCCAUGACUACAGGUUUUGUUUCAGCACAGAACAAAAAGACACGCUCCCAGUAGGAGUGUGCCUUUAGAACUGUGAUUAACUGAGUGGCUGGUCUUGGCUCUAAAUUGCAUUGGUACACGGGGCUGCAUCCUUCAGAAUCAUCGUCUAAGUGAUGUGUGUACACUUCAACAUCAGGACAGUAAUGUGUAAUGUCAAAUUCAGUGGAGUAUUGUACUUUUCUAGUUGUUUCUGGGAGGUGGAUGUUAUCUACCAUAUAUAUCUUGAUUUCAAAUUUUAAGUUGUUUCCUCAAGCAUAGGUGGUGCCAUUACUUCAGCAAGUCUCUCUGCAGCACUCUGGUGCUUCUGAAUAGCGUUCUGAAAUAUUUCAGGAGUAGUCUUACACUUGCUGUUACCCUGGAAUUAGUAGAAGUGCUAAGGAUUUAUUUUUUUUUAAGUUACAUGUUCUUUUAGCAGGUGUAAAUAACAAGCCCGGAGUAAUAAGAUUGCUAUGAAUUCAAGCCACUGAACUUUGGCCUUUUAAUGACUCAUACUGUACUUCUAGCACUUCAUUAGUCGAAGUGAUUUAUUGCCACUUGCUUUCUGCACUAAAAAGACAACCUUGGGUUUUUAUAGUCUGCAGUUAAACCACGUCUUGGUUUAAUGUCAACACUAAAGAGACACGAGCUAUGCAGGUUGUUAGGUACCUGGUGCUCAGCAUGAAGCUCAGUGGGUGCCAGCCUGGAGGCUGGCAGGGUGCUGUUUGGUCCCACCGAAGUUGCCUCUGCCCUGGGCAAAACAUUCCCAGCUCCCCUCAGCCUUCUACACAGGGAACGUGCCAAGGGAAUAGUGAUAGACAUUUACUGACAAGUAUUUACCUUGUACCAGGGAUGGAGGAGACAGGACCUUUCCUCUUCUACUGGUAGGCUGAAGAGCAAUGCUGUCACUUAAGCUCAGUGAGGAUUUGGUGUUUUUUUCUUCCCAGCUCCAGAAACAGUUAUUAGAAAGAACUUAAAUGCAUUUGAAGUUCAAAUCCCAGCCUUCUGAGCCUUCCAGUAUGAACACUGAUUUCUUUUUUUCUUUUUAAACUUGACAGUAAAGCAAAUUUAAAGUGCGCUAGUGACUACUGCUAAAAUCUGACAAAGACCUGCAAUUGUUAAAGCUUGUUUUCAGUGUUAUAUGAACAAUAACAUUUGAAGACUCUGUGACUCAUUUUACAGUUUGCUAAUUUUUUUUUUUUUUUUCCAAACUAACUACUGUAGCAGUUUUCACUGGAUAAGAAAAGAUUAAGUUGUACAUUUUUAUUAUCCUGACAAAAUUUAUUAAGCUGCAUGAUGGCCUUUUCUGUAAAUACUGAACCUGUAAAUAAAUUUUGGUUCAUUGGA